AGAAGUAAGGGUACCAGCUUUGUACAGCCUGUAGAGACAUUUUCCUGCCCUAGCGCUUCCGUUUUAUUUUACCAACUUUUUGUAAACGAUGGCCUCCGCAUCCCGAACCACUAUUGCCUCGGCUGCCGCAGGCGUCGCACUCUUCGGCGGAGCAGCUUUCGUGUCUGCGCCUACCACACGGUCUGGAAACCUGCGAGCAACCAUGUCCGCAGCAACUCCUGCCUCCGCUCCAGUGUCUGGACUGGAGGCGAGCACCGCCAUGGCGGUGGCGGGCACGGCGAUUGCGGCCUUUGCCAGCCGCAAGGCCAGUGCAGCCAAUCGGAAGCACCAGCUGGUCGCGUUGACGGCCUUCGAGAACGAGCUCGGUGUGCAGGCGCCAGUUGGAUUUUGGGAUCCCGCUGGGUUUACCGCAGACGGCAGCACCGAGAACUUCGCGCGAAGGCGCCAGACGGAGUUGAAGCAUGGCAGGAUUUCCAUGCUCGCAACCAUGGGCUACAUUACGCCGGAGAUCACCGGAAAAUUUCCGGGCUAUUUGAGCCCUUCCGCAGGCUUGAAGUUCGCGGAUGUCCCGAAUGGGCUCGCAGCAAUUUCCAAAGUGCCCGCUGCAGGGUGGGGUCAGAUCUUGGCUUACAUGGCCUUCUGCGAGGUGUCCCAGGACCAGUCGGCGGGAACUCCUGCAGCAGCGGGUGACUUCGGAUUCAAGGUGCUCACCGCAUCCGACCCGGAGGCCAAGAAAACUAAGCUUGCAGCCGAACUUGCGAACGGUCGCCUGGCCAUGAUGGCGAUCAUUGGAAUGUUCUUCCAGGACGGCUUGACUGGCAGCGCCUGGGGUGACUGGGCCAACUACACUGCUUCCCCUCUGCGAGCUUUCGAAAACGAGCUCGGUGUGCAGGCGCCAGUUGGAUUUUGGGAUCCCGCUGGGUUUACCGCGGAUGGCAGCACCGAGAACUUUGCACGCAGGCGCCAGACGGAGUUGAAGCAUGGCCGAAUCUCCAUGCUUGCUACCAUGGGCUACAUUACGCCGGAGAUCACCGGAAAAUUCCCAGGCUAUUUGAGCCCUUCCGCAGGCUUGAAGUUCGCAGAUGUCCCGAAUGGGCUCGCCGCAAUUUCCAAAGUGCCCGCUGCAGGGUGGGGUCAGAUCUUGGCUUAUAUGGCCUUCUGCGAGGUGUCCCAGGACCAGUCGGCGGGAACUCCUGCAGCAGCGGGUGACUUCGGAUUCAAGGUGCUCACCGCAUCCGACCCGGAGGCCAAGAAAACUAAGCUUGCAGCCGAACUUGCGAACGGUCGCCUGGCCAUGAUGGCGAUCAUUGGAAUGUUCUUCCAGGAGACGCAAACUCUUGUGCUUGUGCAGGACGGCUUGACUGGCAGCGCCUGGGGUGACUGGGCCAACUACACUGCUUCCCCUCUGCGAGCUUUCGAGAACGAGCUCGGUGUGCAGGCGCCAGUUGGAUUUUGGGAUCCCGCUGGGUUUACCGCGGAUGGCAGCACCGAGAACUUUGCGCGCAGGCGCCAGACGGAGUUGAAGCAUGGCCGAAUCUCCAUGCUUGCUACCAUGGGCUACAUUACGCCGGAGAUCACCGGAAAAUUCCCAGGCUAUUUGAGCCCUUCCGCAGGCUUGAAGUUCGCAGAUGUCCCGAACGGGCUCGCCGCAAUUUCCAAAGUGCCCGCUGCAGGGUGGGGUCAGAUCUUGGCUUAUAUGGCCUUCUGCGAGGUGUCCCAGGACCAGUCGGCGGGAACUCCUGCUGCAGCGGGUGACUUCGGAUUCAAGGUGCUCACCGCAUCCGACCCGGAGGCCAAGAAAACUAAGCUUGCAGCCGAACUUGCGAAUGGUCGCCUGGCCAUGAUGGCCAUCAUCGGAAUGUUCUUUCAGGAUGGCUUGACUGGCAGCGCCUGGGGUGACUGGGCCAACUACACUGCUUCCCCUCUGCGAGCUUUCGAGAACGAGCUCGGUGUGCAGGCGCCAGUUGGAUUUUGGGAUCCCGCUGGGUUUACCGCGGAUGGCAGCACCGAGAACUUUGCGCGCAGGCGCCAGACGGAGUUGAAGCAUGGCCGAAUCUCCAUGCUUGCUACCAUGGGCUACAUUACGCCGGAGAUCACCGGAAAAUUCCCAGGCUAUUUGAGCCCUUCCGCAGGCUUGAAGUUCGCAGAUGUCCCGAAUGGGCUCGCAGCAAUUUCCAAAGUGCCCGCUGCAGGGUGGGGUCAGAUCUUGGCUUAUAUGGCCUUCUGCGAGGUGUCCCAGGACCAGUCGGCGGGAACUCCUGCAGCAGCGGGUGACUUCGGAUUCAAGGUGCUCACCGCAUCCGACCCGGAGGCCAAGAAAACUAAACUUGCCGCCGAACUUGCGAACGGUCGCCUGGCCAUGAUGGCGAUCAUUGGAAUGUUCUUUCAGGACGGCUUGACUGGCAGCGCCUGGGGUGACUGGGCCAACUACACUGCUUCCCCUCUGCGAGCUUUCGAGAACGAGCUCGGUGUGCAGGCGCCAGUUGGAUUUUGGGAUCCCGCUGGGUUUACCGCGGAUGGCAGCACCGAGAACUUUGCGCGCAGGCGCCAGACGGAGUUGAAGCAUGGCCGAAUCUCCAUGCUUGCUACCAUGGGCUACAUUACGCCGGAGAUCACCGGAAAAUUCCCAGGCUAUUUGAGCCCUUCCGCAGGCUUGAAGUUCGCAGAUGUCCCGAAUGGGCUCGCAGCAAUUUCCAAAGUGCCCGCUGCAGGGUGGGGUCAGAUCUUGGCUUAUAUGGCCUUCUGCGAGGUGUCCCAGGACCAGUCGGCGGGAACUCCUGCUGCAGCGGGUGACUUCGGAUUCAAGGUGCUCACCGCAUCCGACCCGGAGGCCAAGAAAACUAAGCUUGCAGCCGAACUUGCGAACGGUCGCCUGGCCAUGAUGGCGAUCAUUGGAAUGUUCUUCCAGGACGGCUUGACUGGCAGCGCCUGGGGUGACUGGGCCAACUACACUGCUUCCCCUCUGCGAGCUUUCGAGAACGAGCUCGGUGUGCAGGCGCCAGUUGGAUUUUGGGAUCCCGCUGGGUUUACCGCGGAUGGCAGCACCGAGAACUUUGCGCGCAGGCGCCAGACGGAGUUGAAGCAUGGCCGAAUCUCCAUGCUUGCUACCAUGGGCUACAUUACGCCGGAGAUCACCGGAAAAUUCCCAGGCUAUUUGAGCCCUUCCGCAGGCUUGAAGUUCGCAGAUGUCCCGAAUGGGCUCGCCGCAAUUUCCAAAGUGCCCGCUGCAGGGUGGGGUCAGAUCUUGGCUUAUAUGGCCUUCUGCGAGGUGUCCCAGGACCAGUCGGCGGGAACUCCUGCAGCAGCGGGUGACUUCGGAUUCAAGGUGCUCACCGCAUCCGACCCGGAGGCCAAGAAAACUAAGCUUGCAGCCGAACUUGCGAACGGUCGCCUGGCCAUGAUGGCGAUCAUUGGAAUGUUCUUCCAGGACGGCUUGACUGGCAGCGCCUGGGGUGACUGGGCCAACUACACUGCUUCCCCUCUGCGAGCUUUCGAGAACGAGCUCGGUGUGCAGGCGCCAGUUGGAUUUUGGGAUCCCGCUGGGUUUACCGCGGAUGGCAGCACCGAGAACUUUGCGCGCAGGCGCCAGACGGAGUUGAAGCAUGGCCGAAUCUCCAUGCUUGCUACCAUGGGCUACAUUACGCCGGAGAUCACCGGAAAAUUCCCAGGCUAUUUGAGCCCUUCCGCAGGCUUGAAGUUCGCAGAUGUCCCGAAUGGGCUCGCAGCAAUUUCCAAAGUGCCCGCUGCAGGGUGGGGUCAGAUCUUGGCUUAUAUGGCCUUCUGCGAGGUGUCCCAGGACCAGUCGGCGGGAACUCCUGCUGCAGCGGGUGACUUCGGAUUCAAGGUGCUCACCGCAUCCGACCCGGAGGCCAAGAAAACUAAGCUUGCAGCCGAACUUGCGAAUGGUCGCCUGGCCAUGAUGGCCAUCAUCGGAAUGUUCUUUCAGGAUGGCUUGACUGGCAGCGCCUGGGGUGACUGGGCCAACUACACUGCUUCCCCUCUGCGAGCUUUCGAGAACGAGCUCGGUGUGCAGGCGCCAGUUGGAUUUUGGGAUCCCGCUGGGUUUACCGCGGAUGGCAGCACCGAGAACUUUGCGCGCAGGCGCCAGACGGAGUUGAAGCAUGGCCGAAUCUCCAUGCUUGCUACCAUGGGCUACAUUACGCCGGAGAUCACCGGAAAAUUCCCAGGCUAUUUGAGCCCUUCCGCAGGCUUGAAGUUCGCAGAUGUCCCGAAUGGGCUCGCAGCAAUUUCCAAAGUGCCUGCUGCAGGGUGGGGUCAGAUCUUGGCUUAUAUGGCCUUCUGCGAGGUGUCCCAGGACCAGUCGGCGGGAACUCCUGCUGCAGCGGGUGACUUCGGAUUCAAGGUGCUCACCGCAUCCGACCCGGAGGCCAAGAAAACUAAGCUUGCCGCCGAGCUUGCGAACGGUCGCCUGGCCAUGAUGGCGAUCAUCGGAAUGUUUUUCCAGGAUGGCCUGACUGGCAGCGCCUGGGGUGAUUGGGCGAACUACACGGCUUCGCCUCUGCGAGCGGCAAGGGAGAUGUGAGGCCGAGGAUGAGUUUGGCAAGUGGACCGGACUCGGGCUG
This is a messenger RNA of Effrenium voratum, 4583 nucleotides long. NCBI's taxonomy places the organism in Eukaryota, Dinophyceae, Suessiales, Symbiodiniaceae. The record is from the annotation of a GenBank genome assembly.